Stegastes partitus (bicolor damselfish) is the source of this 2563-nucleotide messenger RNA. Its product is annotated as dorsal-ventral patterning tolloid-like protein 1. The record is from RefSeq and is a predicted model, not a curated record. Lineage: Eukaryota; Metazoa; Chordata; Actinopteri; Pomacentridae. The transcript has 4 exons. The annotation marks the transcript as partial.
CUGAGUGUGAGCACAAGAUCCACAGCCCCAGUGGGACCCUGAGCAGCCCUAACUGGCCAGACAAGUACCCCAGCCGUAAGGAGUGCACCUGGGACAUCACAGCCACGCCGGGACACCGAGUCAAGAUUACCUUCAAUGAGUUUGAGAUCGAGCAGCAUCAGGAAUGUGCUUAUGACCAUCUGGAGGCUUUCGAUGGAGACAGCGACACGGCAGCCAUCUUGGGCCGCCUGUGUGGCAGCAAGAUCCCUGAGCCUCUGGUCUCCACCGCUAACAAGAUGUACCUCCGCUUCAUUUCUGACGCCUCGGUGCAACGCAAGGGCUUCCAAGCUACACACUCCACAGAGUGUGGCGGUCGUCUGAAAGCAGAAGCUCGUCAGAAGAACCUCUACUCCCACUCCCAGUUUGGAGACAACAACUACUCCGGUCACACUGACUGUGAGUGGCUGCUGACAGCAGAGCAGGGCUACGGCAUCGAGCUCAGCUUCGUAACGUUUGAGGUGGAGGAGGAGGCCGACUGUGGCUAUGACUACAUCGAGCUGUACAACGGAUACGACGCCAACUCACACCGACUGGGUCGCUUCUGUGGUUCUGGGCCCAGAGAGGGGAUUUACUCGCCCGGAGACACUAUGCUGAUCCGUUUCCAUAGCGACGACACAAUCAGCAAGAAGGGCUUCCACAUCCGCUACACGAGCACCCAGUACCAGGAGAACCUUCACGCCAGGAAAUGACUUCAGACCGUGACCUCUGGCCUCUGCGCAGCCCCGCCACCGUCACCCCGACCUUCACCACGGCAUCGAGAACAGAACAGCUCGUCCCCUCUCCUCGGACCAGAUGCGGACGUUGGCCAGCCGCCAGAGGAAGACGACUCUCAAGUGAAUAUUUGUCUCCCCCUCUGGCUCCGCGCAGGUCAUCGCACUCUGAGACGAGACGCGACGAGAUAAAAAACAAACCUGGGGGAUUACGCUGGAGGCUGCGCGAGCCACUUUCACGGAGGAGAUGGUUUUAUGACUGCAUAUCAAACUACCCUCGCGCAGCGCAGAAAGAGGGCUGCGGGAGAUCCGAAUCAGUUUACUGAGAUACUCAUGGUUGCACAGACACAAACAAAAAAAACCAAGCACACACACACACACACACACACGCACACACACACACACUAGGUUCAUAUUCAGAAUUAUAAACCAUGGAUGCUAAAGACACUAAAGACCUGAAAAUGCAUCCGAGGAGGGAGUUUGGAGUCUUUCCUGACUCCUUGAUACUUACUGUGAUCCGACCGCUUACACCCACAGUGACUCAAAAGAAACUGCUGACAGACAUUUUUAUUGCCUUUGAUGCCGGGAACUGGUCUCUUCAACCCAGCUCAGAAUGGCUGCAGAUUAUUUUAUUUCAUGUCUUUGUAUUAUAAAACCUAUUGUGUUUACUGUAUGUGUGUGUGAGAAAAGAACAAACAAAAAGGCUCACGUCCAUCCUUUUCCCCCCCAACCUUGUUUUUUUUUUUUGUUUUUUUUUGCUUAAAGCUUAUGCAGACGACCAUUGUGCGAUGGAAAGAAAAUAAAAAAUAAAAAAAUGCAAAUGGAGACUUUCCAAAUGAUCUGUGAUGUUGAUGUUAAGCCUUGCAUUAUGUUGUGAGUGUUUUUUGCACCAUCUUGUAACAAACCGAGCGUCUUUCAUGGAUGUUUCCAGUUUCUUCUCCUCCACAGUAAACUUUUUUUUUUUUUUCUCUUUCCAGUGGAUAUCAGAAGGGAAUAUUUUUUACAGCUGUCUCUGGGAAGCAAGCGAUGGAAGGAGAGACUCCCAUGGUGCUAAAAUAAAAAAUACACUGAAUGACUGAAUGAAGGUUUUCAAAUGGAGACACAGUCAGCGUGCAAACAGCACACUGCAUCAACAGCGCUAGUCCUGUGGAACUACAACUUUGCCUUAGAACCAAAUGUAUCGGCUCCUAUGCUCUUGCACAGGUAUCUUGUGUCAGCGGAGUGUAUUUUGAGGUUUUUUGGCAGCAUAUUUCAUUUGUUUGGAGAUACUGAAUGGUUUUAUUGUUAAAAAACAACAACAACAACAACAACAAAAACCAUGACAAAUGUAGUCUGUGCGUGAGAUAGAGUGUCUACAGUGCAUGUGUGUUUGUGUCAUUUUUGUAGCUGCUCUCAGAGAUGCAUACACACAUCCACAAAUACGCAAAAACACACCUCAUGUUUUAGUGCAAUUUCCCGACCACGUCCGAACGUUUCCUUUCUGCACAUUUGGAGCGCGAAUAAAGAGAGAUAAAAGAGAGAGAGAGUGCUGUAAAGUGGAACGAAUAUCAGCUGCGAACAAGCCGCAGUGUUUCUGUGUUAAAUGCAAAACGUGUAAGUGUGUGUUUUACGUGAUUAUAGAGAAAUAUGUGCGUGUAUGUCUGUAAGUUGUAUGUGUUUAAGUUGAUUUAUUCAUUGCUGUAUGUGCCAAGCUCCAGGUGACCCUGAUUCCACUGUAGUCAUUGUUUUAUCAUUCCAGCUCUGGGUCUGUAGUUCAGAGACAUUGACAUGACAUCCUCUGCAUCAGUCAUUAAAAUACACACAGGUUAAAACGA